AUGGGAAUGACUAUCAUGUAUGUGCGUUACAAUGCCCAGACUUUGGAAGCUCAGCCUUCCGUUUCCAUCAACGUUAUAGAUGAAGACCCCACAAGACUGGAAUGCAAGUCUGAGCAGUGGGGUACCACACCAAAAAUGACCUUGAGAGACAUGAAUGGAGUGGACAUGACGUCUGAGUCCGACAUAAUGGAAGAGCGGGACAAGGGGGGGAUUCUCAGAGUUAGCAGCGUCAUCCCCAUCAAGCAGGAGUUCAAUGUGUUCUCCUGUCUGAUGAGAAGUUUUUCUCCAGGAGUCUCAGGCUGGAUGUUGGCUUUCUGGUCGUUGUUUGCUGUCUGUGUGACAGUGGCAGCUUUGCUGGUAUUUAAAUGGCAAAAAAUGCAAGAACAUAGUGCAAGCUAUGACCCGAAAGUUUACUUUUUACGACUCUGUUACCUGCGCAAGGAAUAUGAGAUAAUAAAUGAUCCAGCUGUCAAACGGACCACUCCAAAGGCUCUACAAAGCUACAGUCGUGAAGAUCUGCUCAAGUUAACCGAGUACUUCAAACCCAACCUGGUCUUCAUACUUAAAUUUAAGAUAUCAUACAUCCUGCAAACCCUGGUCACCAAGCAGAUCUUGACCAGCAAUGAGGCAAAGAUUGUCAAAGCUAAACAAGAGUCAGAGGGUACAAAAGGUGUGCAGUUAUUCAUUGAUGAGAUGAUGUCAAAAGAUGGGAUGGCGCUGGUCAGCUUGUGGGAGGCAUUGGAUGAAGAACUUGAGAGAUGUCCAAAGCAAAACCUACAUGAAAUAAUAAUGGAGGUGACCGAGUCGGGAAAGAAGCUGUUGGUGGAGAUUCAGACCAAUGUCCACUUACCUCCUCUUGAGCCUCAUAUUAAAGACCUCCAUGAGACACACAGACUUGCUGUGUCUGAAUCCAUAAGGACUCUGGAUGAUCGGUCUUCUUUUCCAGGAGAUUCACAUAUGAGAGCUGUGGACUUUGAGACCCAAUACACAGAGUUGAUUGUCAUUAAAGAUGGCAGUUGGGUGGACUGGGAUCAAUUCCUGAAUAAUGAGAGUCUUUAUGCAGAGGUGGUGGAAGAGUGGAUAGAGGAAAGAUGUGUGCGAAUUUGGGAUGAGCAGCUGUUUAAAACUCCAGGAGGUAUAAAUCCGUCCAACACCGCAUUGGUCAUAGGGAAGGCAGGGAUUGGGAAAACCACCAUCGUCCAGAAGAUUAUGUUUGACUGGGCCAGAGGUAGUCAUUACCAGAGAUUUGCAUUUGUGUUCCUGUUUAAAUUUCGGGAUUUCAACUUCCUAGAUGAUGGGAAGGAGCCAAGGAUGUCGCUAAAUGAAUUGAUUGUAAGUCACUAUAAAUAUCUUGGUCAUGGCAGACUAGGAGAAAUUCUGCAGCAACCAAACUCACUCCUCUUUAUAUUAGAUGGACUGAAUGACUAUAAACACAUACUGAACUUGUACCAUUGGCCACUCUGCUCAGACCCCAAUGAUGAUGUUCCUCUGAGCAUUCUGUUCACUAGUCUGGUCAGAAUGACAUUACUGAAGGGCUGUUCAGUCCUGAUCACAAGCACACCAACAGCAUUGCAUUCCCUGGGGUAUAGCGUUAAUCUAGGCGCAGUGAUCUUGGGCUUUGUCCCUGAAAAAAGACUGACAUACUUUAAAAAGAUGCUUGGUGAUGAAAAUCUGGGUGUUCAGGCUAUGAGAUAUGUGGAGCAGAACGCCGUCCUGUACAGCAUGAGCUUCAACCCCUCGUACUGUUGGAUAAUCUGCGCUGUGCUGAAAAGCCACUUCACGACACCUGAAAAAGAGCGAGAACCCGCUCCCAAAACUGUCACUGAGCUCUUUGUGAUGUUCCUUCAUAACAUCUUGACCAGUCAUAGAGAAGAAGCCAAGGACCAGAGGACAAUUCUGAUCAAACUUGGAAAGAUGGCUUAUUAUGGGGUGGACAAAGGGAUUCAUAUCUUUUCUGAGAAACAACAGAUGUCUGCCUUUGGUCUCCAACCAUAUCUCUCCUCUCCAUUCCUCUCUGCGUUCCUGCAUAAAGAAGGCACUCUUAAGCACACAACCUACACGUUCAUUUGCCCCAAGCUACAGGAGGUUGUGGCUGCCUGCUCCUUUUACCUUGAUCCAUCAGGGGAUAUUGAGGAACUGCUUGUGAGGCUGAACUCCUGUAACAAUGACCGGUUCAAUGUUCUCACUCUAUUCCUGGUAGGACUGACCAGGCCUUCCAUAUCUGAAACAUUGGAAGGAAUCCUGGGGGAGUUUGACAAGAAGACAGCAGUUCAGAUCCUAGAAUGGGUGAAAAAAAAAGCUUUAGAUAAGCCCUAUUAUAUCUGUUCAAGAAAAAAUGGUCUGCAAAUGUAUCACUGGUUCUAUGAGACUCAGAAUGAGAAAUUUACCAAAGAUUUAAUGUGGAAGGAGUUAAUAUUCCUAAUUGAAGACACUUUAUCGGCUCUGGACUGUGCCAUGCUGGACUUUGUCAUCAGGUGCAAUGGAGAAUGUGAGACUCUUCAUCUGAAUUACUCAGAUCUGAGCCCUGAUUGCUUCAGGAGACUGGCACCAUGCCUCAGUGUUUGCAAAUCGGUCAUCCUGGACUCGUGUCGUCUCACCUCCGGAUGUUGUGCUGGUCUCUCCUUGGCUCUCGCUGCACCACAUUCACAAAUGACUUGUCUGUCAGUGUCCCACAAUAAACUGGAUGAUUCAGGAGUGCGCCUGCUGUGUGAGGGACUGAGGAGCAAAAACUGCAAAUUAGAGGAUCUAAACCUGUCUGGAUAUUAUCUCACCUCUGGAUGUUGUGCAGCUCUCUCCUCAGUUCUCUCUUGUCCACACUUGCCGCUGAAAUAUCUGUUUCUGAACUAUAAUCACAGCCUGGGUGAUUCAGGAGUGCAUCUGCUGUGUGAAGGGUUGAUGGACAAAAAGUGCAAAUUAGAGGCCCUGGGGCUGGAAUCGUGUGGGCUCACCUCUACAUGUUGUGCGGCUAUCUCUUUGGCUGUCUCUGCUGAACACUCACGACUGACUAAUCUGAGCCUAGAUUAUAAUCAUCUGGGGGAUUCGGGAAUGCACCUGCUGUGUGAGGGGCUGAAGAACAAAAACUGCAAAUUAACGUAUCUGAGCCUGAAAACAUGUCAUCUCACCUCUGGAUGUUGUGCAGCGCUCUCUUCUGUUCUCUCUUCUUCACACUCACAACUGACUGAUCUGCUUCUGAAUGACAAUAAACUGGAGGAAUCAGGGCUGCAUCUCUUAUGUGAGGGCAUCAGGAGUGAAAACUGCAAAUUAGAGAGAUGUCGGUGAGUGAACCGAGUGACGAUGGGGAUGGGUGUAUAAUGAGUGACUGUUCAAAACACAGACUGAAGAUGUUCAUUUUAAAUGAGGCCAGACUGCAGUGUAAUGUGUGCAUAGAUGGACAGAGAGACGGACGUGAGCUGAAGACAAGAGGAGAGUUUACUUUAAAUUUUUGAAACUUUUCUGUCCAUGUCUCAUUGUCAGCCAUCUUUACCUCACACUUUCAUUUAAGUCCCCUAAAUUUAGGUUGUGUUGUGGAGCCCACUCCCCCUUCAGUGCAGACUGUUGUUUUGUUGUCACCGCUGUCCAAUCAAUUGUUUCAUUUAUAACCCAGAAUUCUACAGUGUUCAUUCUCCCAUCAUCUUGUAGUGGUCAUGGGGACGCUAUGAUUCAAACCAUCCAAAGAUGGUGAUUUGUUUAUUUUAUUGCAGGUACCCCAGGAACACACCCAGCCUUGACCCCAAACUCACACACAGAGACAAUAAUUAAAGGCUCAAUGAAUCAAUGAAUAAUAAAGAUAAUAAAGGAUAUAUUAAUUGCAUAACUAAAAGAAAAAACCAGCAUUACACAUAAACACAUACACAAAUGCCCAUCCCAGUUCCCCAACGGCCAUAAUUAUUUACAUACACUACACAGUAAACAAAAAACACUAACAACAAAGUCCAACACAGUCCUGUAAAGCAGAAGCAGAUGACGAUGGAGAGAGGGAUAAAAAACCCUGUGAACAGCCCUCUGAAGAAAAUGUAAAGUUUUGUGCUACCAGGUUCCUGUUCUGGUAUGUAGAUUUGAUGAGACUGGGAGCGCUCCCUAGAUGAAGACAAAGCCAACCAAGACGAAUCCACACUGACAAGCAGGCACAGGACAGAACGUACACUCAGAUGAAACCAUGAUCCACGGUAGUUACAGUUGUAAUCCAAUGGUCUGAGUGAUGAAUAGAAACAAAAACAGACAGAUGGUCUCCCCCCCCACCCCACUCCUUUCCACAUUUUUUGGCUCUUUUUAAAGAGCCUGUUUGAUUAAUCUUCUUCCCAGCAACCCCUCACCAAUCUGCCCAAUAGCAUAAUAUUGCCAGGGCUGCUGGGAGUUGUAGGCCAUUUUAAGUAGCGCUGCUAAAGCCUAUCUGAAGUUCCUCUAGAGUCACAAAAAGAAAAUAAAAAAUGGAAAUAUGGUCUACAAAAUAAGAAGAGCCUACCAUGGUUAUGAUGCACAAAGAGCAAUGCAGCUGGACUGAGGUGAUAGUCAGGAAGGAGCAAGAUAGGAGAGCAAAAAGACAAUGACGUGAAAAAGUAUUGCUCCUAUCUUGACAUCCUCUAUUUUUAUGUAUUUGUUGCAAUGAAUAGCUUCAGAUCUUUUGGUAAAAUGUAUAACUAGAUAAAGGAAACCAAAGUAAACAGAUAACACAUUUUAUAAAUUGCUACGUAAUGCGUUUAAGUAAUAAAGUUAUCCAAUACCUGUACUGCCAGUGUGAAA
This is a messenger RNA of Erpetoichthys calabaricus (reedfish), 4740 nucleotides long. RefSeq names its product NACHT, LRR and PYD domains-containing protein 3-like. Lineage: Eukaryota; Metazoa; Chordata; Cladistia; Polypteriformes; Polypteridae. Gene Ontology annotation, cellular component: cytoplasm. The coding region runs from base 1 to 3279 and encodes 1092 amino acids. The record is from RefSeq and is a predicted model, not a curated record. The transcript has 14 exons.